This is a messenger RNA of Arachis ipaensis, 835 nucleotides long. RefSeq lists its product as uncharacterized. The record is from RefSeq and is a predicted model, not a curated record. Lineage: Eukaryota; Viridiplantae; Streptophyta; Magnoliopsida; Fabales; Fabaceae. Gene Ontology annotation, molecular function: zinc ion binding.
UAUCGGAAUGGGCCGUUACAGUAUAUGGGGGGAGAAACAACAAUGAUAGAAGAGAUUGAUGGUGAUCGGUGGUCCGUAUUUGAAGCCUAUGCAGAGUUAAGGCAGUUUGGUUAUGUGCAGGAGAAUAUCCCUUCGUUGUGGUUAGAGAAACCUAUACUUACAAUGUUAGAGGAGAUCAGGGUUAAACUAAUGACUAGGUGGGCAGAGAAUAGGGAUCUGGCUCAGAACUAUGCAGGGACAAUCUUACCUAGGAUUAGAAUCAAGUUGGAGAGGAGGUCUAGAUCUGUUGGAGAAUGGCGGCCAUAUUGGUCUGCAGCUCAAAAAUAUGAGGUUGUGAGUGGGUUAGAUAAGUUUACUGUUGACUUAGGAUCCUUUGAGUGCUCAUGUAGAAGGUGGCAGUUGAGUGGUAUACCCUGUGUCCAUGCGAUUAGCUGCAUCAAGUUCAAGGGAUUUGGCUUGGAACCUUAUGUGGCCGACUGUUACAAGAGAGAAACAUACCUGAAGUGCUACGAAGCAGUAAUAUACCCAUUGAACAGACCUGAUCUAUGGGAGAUUACCCCACAUCCUGAUGUGAUGCCUCCCCCAUACAGAAGGCCUAGUCACAGGCCAGUCAAAAAAGAAAACAAUUUGUUGGAGAUGAAGAACAGAGCAGCCACAUUCACAUGUCCAGGAAGGGGGAGAAAGAAAAGUGCUCUAUAUGUGGUGUUGUUGGACAUAAUAAGAGCAGAUGCCCUAAACCUAUUGAGAAUGAGGCCCAAAAUUCCAAGAAUCUAAGCAAAGGCAAGUAAGCCAGGGGAAGCAACAAGUCAAACCCUCUUGCUGCUAAGGGAGGAAA